Lingula anatina is the source of this 2065-nucleotide messenger RNA. RefSeq names its product glutathione S-transferase Mu 1-like. Gene Ontology annotation, biological process: glutathione metabolic process. The record is from RefSeq and is a predicted model, not a curated record. NCBI's taxonomy places the organism in Eukaryota, Metazoa, Brachiopoda, Lingulata, Lingulida, Lingulidae. Gene Ontology annotation, molecular function: glutathione transferase activity.
AACUGCACACAGUGUGACGCAAGUUCUACUUAUCAACAAGGGUCGAGACACGUUCAGACUGUUUUCCAUCAGACUUUUUCAUCAUGCCGGCUGUUCUGGGAUAUUGGAACGUAAGAGGGCUAGCUCAGCCCAUCCGCCUUAUGUUGGCCUAUGCUGGGGAGGAGGUGGAGGAAAAACGCUAUCAGAUGGGACCAGCCCCAGAAUUCAACACAGAUGAUUGGUUGACUGACAAGGCCAAGCUGGGAGUGCCAUUUCCAAAUCUCCCGUAUUACAAAGAUGCCGGCACUACAAUUAUUCAGAGUCGUGCUAUUAUGAUGCAUCUGGCCAGAAAGCACAACUUAUGUGGCAACACUGAGGCAGAAAGAAUAAGAGCAGAUAUGAUGGCUUCGCAACUCUUUGACACGUUGAUGAGCUUUGUCCGAGUCUGUCUGGCGACAAACGUUUUCAAAACUGACUACAAAACUCUGAGGGAGACUUUUUUGAAAGGCCUUCCAGACACGCUGAAGUCUUAUUCAGACUUUCUAGGAGACAACUCAUGGGUUGGUGGCAACAAUAUCACAUAUGCAGACUUUAACAUGUACGAGUUGUUGGACUGGUUCAGAAUGUUUUCACCCGGAUGUCUGGACGGGUUCCCCAAUCUUGUCGCCUUCUGCAAUAAUUUUGAGGCUCUUCCAGCCAUUAAAAAAUACAUGGCAUCCGCGCAGUUCUUGAAGACCCCAGUGUUUACCCCGAUUGCUGACUGGACUGCAUAGAUACCACGUGACAGCCUUCCGACACCACGUGGCACAUGUCGGAUUUAGGUUAAUUUUGCUUUAUUUUUUUACGAAAGAAGCAAUAACGUUGACCAGAUUACAACAAAUGCGGAUACCAGCAAAUUCAGGUUUGGAAUCAGUGCGAACGGGACCCAGGUGACAUUCGCAGUGUGGUCACGAAACUUCAUAUUGCCAGUUAAAAACAGAAGUUCAGAACAGAAGCCUGAAUCUUGAUCGGAUUACGUAGUUACAUAAGAUACAUAAGUAGCAUUAAAACUGAGAAUUCAUCUCAGUAUUUGGUACAACUUUUUUAGUCAUUCAAAGUUUUUUUCUAACGUAUUCUUCUCUUUUUGCUGUAUUAUUAUUACUAUUUAUUUUAUUUUACUUUUUGUAGUUGAUGUAGUAAUUGUUGCGAAAGGUGCACAAAAACCAGUGACAAUGAAGAAGCGUGAUUGCAUUUUUAAAACAGAAACACAUUCUGAAUAACGCUUUCAUUACCUCUGAGGACAUGCUCUUUAUGUUUCUUUUAUUUAUUUAUUUAUAUAUUUAUUUAUUUGUUUGUUUGUUUGUUUAUUUAUUUAUUCAUUGUUUUGGGUGAUUUUAGAGGACGACAAAUAGCUAUGCAUAAAGUGAAAAUAUCUUUGCUAGUUCAGUCAAAUACAUGUAAUUCGCUUAUCAAUCUAACAGGAAUGUUGAAGAUGCGAUUAAUCUGUGCCUACACACUGUACUACAACACUUAGAUAACAAAAACUCGUAUGCAAGGAUUUUAUUUAUUGGCUUCAGUUCAGCUUUUAACACAAUUGUGUCAUAAAGACUAUAUUUGAAACUUUUAAACCAUCUUAAGCUACCUGUUUUUAUUUGUGACUGGAUUUUAGACUUUCUCUUAGAUAGAAGACAAUCAGUUAAAGUCGACUCUUUUAUCUCAAAAACAACAGUUUUAAAUACUGGCGCACCACAGGGGUGCGUCCUUUCACCCUGCCUUUACUCCCUUGAUUGGACUAGUCUAAGCCACGGGACUUUUCUUAUGAAAUUUGCGGUUGAUACUACGCUUGUGGGGCUAGUUACUGAUAAUGACGAGAGUCUUUUAUUUUGAUCUCAAAACCAAUUUCUUAAUUUAUCUGUUGUAUAACUUUUACUCUGUAUAUCAUCAAACUUGAUUUCCGAUUUUUAUAAUUGGCUAAAUAAGCUCUUAUCUUAUAUAUGUUUAAUUCUUAUGUUGCAAAAAGGAAGAGAAAUAGAAAAAAUUGAAGUGAUCCAAGCAUGAAUCGUUUUUGUUGAAGUUACCUCAGGACAAUUAAAUGUUUAAAACAUAA